AUGUCUGAGUUUUCCCCGAAUCAACCUAUAAUUCUCUCUGAUCAACAGCCAGGUGGACGGUGGCCUCUGCAGCAGUUCACCACCCCUGAAAGAUCACUCCCUACGUAUUUUGAGGUGCCGAGCAAGAGGAAUGUGAUAACAAUCAAGUCAGCUAACGGAGACAUUGUCACCCCCAGAGACGAAGGAUCUCGAGGGCCAACGCUGUCGGAGCGCCCUGAAACGACCGAAAGUGCUUCUGAAAAUGAUAAACCCAAUGAUAGAGUCUCUACGGAGUGGCCCGCGCAAACCAACAGAGGCCAUCCAGCAACAAAGUUGAAUAUUUAUGCACCAAUUCAUGUCCCUGAUUGGCUUCUUGCCAUCAAUGAGUCAGUGGUAGCUUAUGUGCCCUGUACACCUCUGCGUCAUUUCGAUGCAGAUAAGUAUGCCGCCGCCUUUGGAGCAGACAUCCAUGUUCAGCCUCGUGACAAAUGGCCUCUCCCUCUGGGUCUCCUGAUUCCCGACCGCCAGACUCCUGUCAAACCAGAACAAUAUCAAGACCGAUUUAUAGCUCUCCUGCGAGAAGAAUUAGCAGCUCUGGACCAGCGGCUGUUUUACUAUUCACUCUACAAUCACCCUAUUGUGAUGCGGGACCCUCACCAGCUGCUCUUUGAAAUCCAUGUUCCUGGCUUGCGCGAAAACUCGCCUCGUGUCGAUCUGGGUGAUAUCGUGCUUGUUCGGCCCAUUCUUCUCAAUGACCACCUGGUCGUGUUUAGCCAAAACAAGAUGUGGCGAGAACAUAUGCAAGAAAAGGGACAAUGCCACCCGGCCUUUGAAGGCAGAGAAUAUCGUGCGGUGGUAUGGGGCCUUAACCGCGCCAAAGAAGCCGUUUUACUUCGCAUUGAAAAUGGAGGCAAGGUUCCUCAAACCGCCAACCUCAAAUUCAUCUUGCAAGUGCCCAAGACGAUGCCACUGUUGUCCGCCGUCCAGUCCAUCCACGCCGCCCUUGGCUCAUCAGAUACUACUACCUUGCGGUCCAUGCUUUUCCCGCACAGAUCGGACGCAUGCAUGCAGACAAAACUAUCAGCAGCCUCAUUCGACAUAGAAUGGCGAGAUGACUCCCUCAACUUUGAGCAACAAAAGGCUGUCGCAGCCGUCGUUGCUGAUAGAUAUGGGACGGUCCCAUACCUCAUAUCAGGACCACCUGGCACGGGCAAAACAAAGACCAUCGUGGAGAUGGCCCUCCAGCUGGUUGCGAGAAAUGAAUCGGCCGUUCACCCGCACCUCCUCAUCUGCGCACCAUCCGAUGCGGCUGCAGAUACUCUCGCGCUUCGACUUUCGCUGUGGCUUGACCGAAAUCAGUUGUUUCGACUCAAUAGCUGGACUCGAUCCUUUGCUGAAGUACCCGACAAACUCAUUCUAUAUUCAUAUACCGAUUCACACAGCCUUUUCAGUCUGCCACCGUUUGGCCAACUGAUGUCGUAUAGUAUUGUAGUCACCACCUGUCGAGAUGCCAACAUACUCAUUGAAGCACGUCUGACUAACAAAGAUCUGGCCGAACUAGCCUUCAGCACCAUGAGUGCGGUAUCCCCCUCCACUGUAGAGGGUCUGACUACACCACUACUACACUGGACAGCUCUUCUUCUCGAUGAAGCCGCCCAAGCUACCGAACCGGAAUCUCUCAUCCCGCUUUCAGUAGUUCUACCACUGGCGCGACUCCCAAAGUGUCAACUUGUGUGCCCACAGUUUGUGCUCGCGGGUGACGAAUUCCAACUUGGCCCACGCCUGGAAUCACACGCGCAGAGGACUGGUCUCGAAAUCUCCCUCUUCCAACGCCUCUUCAAUCUCCCCUUCUACGCCGAUCACCCCCUCUCCAUGGCCAACGGUCUUAAACCUCUCACUCGCAAGCUCCUCCCAAUACCACGACCUGCCUUCACAAACCUUACGCGCAACUACCGCUCCCACUCAGCCAUUCUUUCUGUCCCUUCCUCGCUCUUCUACUUCGACAACCUCAUUCCAGAAUUCACUCCCCUUUCCGCCAUCACGACGUCAUGGCCCGGCUGGCGCAAGCCCAACUGGCCGGUCCUCUUCAUCCAGAACUCGGGCCCCGAUGAAGUUGAUGACAUCCUUGCUGGUGAUGGCACAGGUGUCGGCUCCCUAUACAACAACGACGAGAUCGGCAUUGUGCUCACCCGAGUUCAGACCCUACUCAACCAAAUACCCGAUCUUCAACCCGAGGAAGUCAUGAUCAUGUCUCCCUUCCGUGCCCAAGUGACGAGAAUCAGAACAGCAUUACGGAAAGAGGGGUUGGCCGCGGUGAAUGUUGGUCCAUUGGAAGCAUUCCAGGGGUUGGAGAGCAGGAUCGUCAUGUUAUGUACGACGCGUACGAGGCGCGGGCCUGAAGGCGACGAGGUCAAAUUUGUCAGGAUAGAUCAAGAGCGUGGGUUGGGGGUGAUUGAUGAGCCCAAACGGUUUAACAUGGCCAUGACAAGGGCAAUGGAGGGAUUCAUGGUUGUUGGCGAUGCCAGCACCCUGGUUUGUACGGGUGAUUCUUCCUGGCGGAACUUCAUUGCGUUUUGUCUAAGGAAUGGGCUGGUUGAGGGUGAGUUGGGUGAGAUUGAGGAGCAGAUCAAGGCAUGGGAUGUGAAGGAGGGAAGGUUGGAGCGUGCUUUGAGGCGGAAGGAGCUUGGUGUGGAGGAGAACGGCGGCGGCGUGGUGGGUUUGCGGCGGUUUGUAGAGAAUGGGGAAGAGGAAGGAGAGAUGAUGCUGCCUGAGGGGUGACGAGAUCGAAGACGGCGAGUGAGAUUGAAGACCGACGUUACCGUCUAUACAUUAUUUUCAGUUGGAUGAAUAGUGUUCGGUCUCCCAAUCCAACCCCUUGGAACUUGAAUGCAAGCAACUCCUUUGUGAGCCUUUGGUUUGGUGAGACGGUCCGAGACCUGGUUUUGACAUUGACAUUGACAUUGGAGAUCAAUUCAGACUUGAUUUGAGAGGCUCCUAG
Exophiala mesophila is the source of this 2977-nucleotide messenger RNA. RefSeq lists its product as uncharacterized. The transcript has a single exon. Gene Ontology annotation, cellular component: P granule; cytosol. NCBI's taxonomy places the organism in Eukaryota, Fungi, Ascomycota, Eurotiomycetes, Chaetothyriales, Herpotrichiellaceae. Gene Ontology annotation, biological process: regulatory ncRNA-mediated post-transcriptional gene silencing. Gene Ontology annotation, molecular function: helicase activity. The coding region runs from base 1 to 2757 and encodes 918 amino acids. The record is from RefSeq and is a predicted model, not a curated record.